Molecule: messenger RNA, 4465 nt
Organism: Schistocerca piceifrons (Central American locust)
Lineage: Eukaryota; Metazoa; Arthropoda; Insecta; Orthoptera; Acrididae
Gene: ImpE1
Exons: 9
Coding region: 1-3291 (1096 amino acids)
Molecular function (GO): DNA binding; protein binding
Source: RefSeq, a predicted model, not a curated record
AUGCACGGGGCACGCUCCGCCGGAUGUCGCGGCCGCUUCCGCGUGGCGGUGGCAGAGGGGGUGGAGGGGACGGGGCCGUCGUGCGCCGUGCCGUCCCCACAGCGCCGGCCGGCCGCGCCCAGCAGGUGGCGAAUGCUGGGCGCCAGCUGCGACGCGGACCGCGACUGCGCCGUGCCCUACAGCCGCUGCAUGGCCGGCGCCUGCGCCUGCCAGGCCUACUACGCCCGCUACAACGAGUCGCGCUGCCUGCCCUCGACGCUGCUGGGCUUCGAGUGCCUGGUGCGGGAGCAGUGCUCACUGAAGGUGGCCAACAGCAGCUGCAUACACGGCCUGUGCCGCUGUGAGCCCGGAUUCCUGCAGUUCCGCCGACACACCUGUCUCAGCCCGGCCAAGCCUGGCGACGUGUGCUACAGCGACGCGCACUGCCGCCUGUGGGACGCCAACUCGCACUGCCACUUCCUCAUCCCGAAGCUGUUCGGCCGGUGCGGCUGCAACGCGCACAUGCUGCCUCGCGGCAGCCUCUGCGUGCCGUCCCAGGAGGAAGACUUUCCGCCGCCGCCGCUGCUGCCCUCGCCGGCCGCUCCUGCCGACGCCACCACCACUCACCCGCCUGUCACCACCGCCGUCACCGAGACCACCACCACCACCACCACCACUGCCGCACCAACAACUACUGCCGCACCGACAAACAAGGCACCAUUCACCCCUGACCAUACCACCACUCCGAGCACCACAGUACACACUACAGAGGAAAGUACUUCUGUGCAUACUGUUACAGAAGGAGUUACCACGCCAAGCACCACGGCAGCAGCCUCCACGACUCAAAGCCCCGAGGCGACAAGUACCACUUCAGGCGCGGACGAAGCCUUGUCGUCAGAGUCUACCGAAUCACUGGCAGUGUCUUUCAGCACCAGCGAUGCUGCACCAGUGACCGACCGUGAGCCAGAUGUCUCCAUCAAAUACCCCGUCCCCAGCUCCUAUCCUACACCAGCUACGGAGGGUCCUUACAGGGAUGUAACAGCCGAAAUGGAAGCGGAAACCUCUCCGUUAAUGGCUGAUGCUACGUCUCCUCCAAUGUUCAGUACACCAUCAGAACCUGAAGUUCUAACCUCUUCACCGUCCCCUGUUGAAGCCGCAGAAAACAUUUUCGGAAGUUCUGAAGCGACAGUGGAGACGUCAUCGCCAUCACAACCUGCAGAUAUUAGCGACAUCGUUGCUUCUUCAACUAUUCAAUCAUCUAGUCCUGAAGCAUCGACCAGUAGUUCUUCCGAAGCCCUACCGACGACACCGAAACCUGAAACACACCUCGAAGAAAACGUCGAAAUCUCUUCUCCGACCGUUACAGAUUUUCCCGACAAUCAGGCUUCAGAUUCGGUUGAAACUUCCGCUUCCGUUCCGAGUCAUCCACCUCCAUUUAGCGUCGGUACAGAGCUGACGUUUGAUGCCAAUUACGCCACUUCGACGGAUAACCAGCCGUCUUCCUCCAUCGAUGACACCUGGAUGUCAUCAUCCUCGGCCUAUUCCGAGCUGGUGGUAACAACUGCACAGGAUACGUCUUCCUCCGUCGAUGACGGCUGGGUUUCAUCUUCAGCUUCUUCCGACGCUCCUGUAACGACGACUCAGGGUGUAGAUGCCGCCACGAAUGACGUAGAAGUCGGGGCCUCCUCUACAGAACCGGCGACCCCGACGCAGGAGACUCCAGGUACCUCCAGCUCGGAACCGCUUCUACAGGAUGACACUGAAGAAGAAUCAGUCACUGAGAGAGUGGUGCCGUCAGAGCUCACCGACAACCAGUCGACACCGCAGGAAGCGUCAGUUGCCUCUGAAGCUGUACCACCAUCCGGCUCAUCGUCUGCACCGCUGUUUGUUACCGAAGUGACGUCAGCCGAAAAACCUUCUACAGAAGACGAUUUGAUGCUGGCUGCAACGAGUUUUGCGGCAGGGAUGCGGCCCAUGGUGGCGGUGUCGCUGGGGCUGUCCUGCGUGUCUGACCUGCAGUGCCGCGCCGCCGACCCCAACUCCCGCUGCGUGGGCGGCGUGUGCGACUGCGCCCGCAGGCCCAACGGCACCGGCUCCUGCUGGGCCGGCAACCGCGGCUGCCACCCCGGCACCUUCCAGUGCCGGUCGACGGGCGCGUGCAUCAGCUGGUUCUUCGUGUGCGACGGUCGGCGCGACUGCGCCGACGGCUCGGACGAGGAGUGCAACGCGGCAGAGGGCGGCGGCUGCCCGCCUCUCGCCUUCCGCUGCGGCUCGGGCGGCACCUGCGUGUCGCGGGCGGCGCGCUGCGACGGCAACAGGGACUGCCCGCUGGGCGAGGACGAGCUGGGCUGCUCCCAGAGGACGGUACGAGAUUCUCGAGACCGGUGGGAGAGUUUCAGGGGGAGCCAUAGUAGACAUUUGAAGUCUCCAUCCGGCCCAUCUGGCUCUGCAGUUAAAAUAAGAAAACCUUAUUAUCUUUUUGGAUAUGUGAUGUUUUACCAACGUUUUAGGAAGUCUCGGGAAAUGAAGGACAGUGUCUCAAAUGCAAGCGCGGUGAGUAUUUCACUUGAACAGACACAAGAAGCUGUGCGCAAGAACGUUGAAAGUGGCAACGAAUGUGUCGUUACGACGCAAUAUGACCGUCGGUCAAGAAAUACAUCACUGUCAUCCCCUGGCGAAAACUGUAUUUUAUCAACAUCUCAACCAAAAAGAUCCAAAAAGGCCAGCAAUGCUGGUACAGCAUCCCAUGCAGUUGUCAACAAGUCAGCGUACGAAUAUUUUCAUUCGAAGAAUAAUUAUGUAAAUAUUGAGUGUAUAGAGAACAAGAAGUAUGAAGAUCCAGAUUUGGCUUUUUUUAUAAGUGUUCUUCCUGAUAUGAAAAAAAUGAAUGAGGAUCAAAAAAGGCGGUUCAAAAUUGGAGUUUUACAUUUGUCUGGGCAUAUUUUAAGUGAGGAGAAGCGUUUGCUACAACACUCUUUUACUCAUCACACUUGCCCGGCUUUCACUUUCCCGUGCACUGGCGCCGGAACAGUGAGCUGCCUGCCCGACUACGAGCUGUGCAACGCGGUGGUGUCGUGCGCCGACGCCAGCGACGAGCCGCAGUGGUGCCGCGUGCCGCCCCCGACCGCCGCCGCCUCCCGCCGCCGCCUCCGGCUGCGCGCACGCCCCCGCACGGGCCCGCGCUGCCCCUUCCGCUGCGACAAUGGCCGCUGCCGCUCCACCGCCAUCCUCUGCUCCGGCCGCGACGGCUGCGGCGACGCCAGCGACGAGGCGCAGUGCAGGGUCUGCAAAUGCGCCCCGGCGUCCGAGUGAGGCUGAGCAGAAGAAGCACAUUCAGUGGGUGGUCACGCGGUUCGCUGCGGCCAAAGAGCCCCGCCGUCUUCCCAGCGAGGUGCCCGGGCAGCGAAGCGGUUCCGGGCCUCCCGAGAGUCGAUCUGCCACCAACGGAGAUACUUACGGCUUAUGCAUGUAUUGUAAGGACUUGAUGGUGCAGCACGAGUGAAGGGAUGUUGCACGCCAAGAAAUUUCCGUGCUCCCAUUAACGGACGGUGCCUUGAACGCUGUGGGCACUAAAUUUAAGUGUCUCCUUGUUUCUGUUAGUGUACAGUGAUGUGGCCUUCCUAUCUUGACACAGACAGAGAGAAAACUCCCAUAUACUUCCUUCUUACUUACCUGAUUUUGUAACUUACAGAUUUAUCAUAAUUUAUCCUCUUUUUCCGUAUUUUGUUGGUGGAGAAAGAAAUAAGAAACACCCACAUUACUUAUUUAUUACUAUUUACACACACUAGGAGAUCCCUGGUAAUCGGAUUUUUGUAAUUCUUUACAUUCAUGGUAAUUGACGUUCAGAAUUCAAUUAUCAGUCACCAAAAAUACUUCAGUGCAACACUAAAAAUUCUCGAGAAAAUCGACUUCGAAAUUUUCCAAUGACCAUGAAUUCACCAAAGUAAAUGAGAGUUUUCUGAUGGAUCGUAUGGCUCACUUGGUACUGUUGGACUAGAGUAACCAACUAAUGAAUGGAUCAUUGGUUCAAAUCUCUCUAUGGAUUUUUCGUUUUUUCUUUUUUUGUUCAAAUCGAAUAUCUGCAGCAUUUAAAAAUAAAAUUAAUCAAACUUGUGAUAAACAGCACAUAUCUAAUCAUCAUGUUUUUAUGAAAAAUGUAUGUCUUCCUGUUUCUAAUAUCAUAUCACACGCAAAAUUCCAGUUUUCAGUGCAAAUUUAAAGUAGUAAUCUGAUAUUUUACAAAUAUGGUUAAUAUAUUUCGAAUGUUUUCUUUUAAAUUCAACAUCUUUAUUAACAGUCUUUUAUAAAAUAUUGGCAAUUACGAAUUUGUAUUUGCAGUGCAUGCAGUAUGUAAUUAGAAACAAGAAGAUAUACACUUUCCAUCAAAAAUUUUAUUACAUAUGUGUUAAUUAGCAUGUAUUUGAUGAAUCCUAUAUUCAAAUGAUCUAGGUACUGGAACUGAACGAAAAAAAAACUAAAAAGAAGG